CUGCACCCUUUUUCCGCUCUUCUGCAUCUAAUUGUGCUUAUUAAGGGCAUUAGAAACUGAGAAAAAAAUAUUAAUAACCUAUUUGUAAGUAUGUUGAAUUCACCUAAUGUUCGGUUAAUUUAAACUGGCUGCACGAAGUGAUCAUAUAGGUACACUAUGUCAACAAACAUCUCGAAAAAAAGAAUAUAGUGUCACUUUUAUUCUAGAAGCAAAAAAUCAAGACAAAAGGUGACGUUAAUUUUUUGCCGUCGUUCACAUAAACGUGAAAAUGAAAAAACGUGUUUUUACUUUAUUCUUUUUAGGGCUUCUCUGUAUUUCUUACGCAGAAAAUGUGAAAAAAAGCGUCGAUAAUUUACGAGCCGACGUGAACGACGACAUUGGCGACAACGAUGAUGCUAAAGAUAUAGCUAUGGAGAUUCCGGAUAUCGAACCAGAAAACAAAACCAGAAUUCAGCUAUGCAGUGCUAGAAGGCAAAACAACAACAUGCAUCCUGUGCUAAACGCGACUGCCAAACAGUUCCCCUUCAUGGCUGCCUGCCUAUCUCUUAGUGAAAUACAUAUAUGUUCUGGCACGGUAGUCGCUAAUGGCUUGAUACUAACCACGGCUUCAUGUAUCCAAAAGCAAAUCAACGCCGUGUUAGUGAAUACAAUAUCUUCUAGGCGAGGCGCCCCAGGAGCAGUGCGAAUCAGUGUGAUUAAAACUGAAAAAUUCCCAAGUUACAGCGGUGAAGAAUCUCUUAAUGAUGUUGGAGUUGUUUAUACGCAUAAAUUUAAUUCUUCAGUUGCCUCCAAGAUUAAAUUAAGCAAUUACACUUCCGCCCAGAACCUCAUAGACUUGGAGAUUUUUGGAUUUGGGCUGAACGAACAGUCUGGUUUCGCAGAGCAUCUUCAAUAUGCCGGUGUGGAACAUCGUUUUUCGGGAAACCCCGGUAACAAGCUGAAUGUUUUCAUCGAUUGCGUUGAAGCGAAAGAGCCGACUUGCUUCACUGAUUACGGUGGCCCUGCCAUUUUUGGAAAUGAAUUAGUAGGCGUAAUAGUAAAGGGUUCUGAUAAUUGUAUUCAAGAAAUAUCGCCUAAUUAUGCUAUAAACAAGGAAAUGGCUACUAUUUUGCCUACUUACAGCUUCAAAGCUUGGGUAGACGAAAAAAUAAGGAAUGUGGAGGAAAAAAACAUUGUUACGAUUCCGACGUUCCCACAAAAACUAGUCGGAAUUGAAGAACCGGAAACCAAGAAGUUUUCAUCUGCAUUUAAUCCUGUAGCUUGUGUUUAUAAAAUUUUUCUACUUUGUAUGUUUCCAUUCUACUUUCAUUGAAACAUUGUUAACAUUUUUGAUUAGAAGAACGUUUGGUUGAAUAAAAUUUUGUUGAAAGUUCCA
Messenger RNA from Cydia pomonella (codling moth), 1375 nucleotides. RefSeq lists its product as uncharacterized. NCBI's taxonomy places the organism in Eukaryota, Metazoa, Arthropoda, Insecta, Lepidoptera, Tortricidae. Gene Ontology annotation, biological process: proteolysis. Gene Ontology annotation, molecular function: serine-type endopeptidase activity. The record is from RefSeq and is a predicted model, not a curated record. The transcript has a single exon. Bases 269 to 1312 code for a protein of 347 amino acids.